Molecule: messenger RNA, 756 nt
Organism: Bufo bufo (common toad)
Lineage: Eukaryota; Metazoa; Chordata; Amphibia; Anura; Bufonidae
Gene: RPL15
Product: ribosomal protein L15
Exons: 4
Coding region: 92-706 (204 amino acids)
Biological process (GO): cytoplasmic translation
Cellular component (GO): ribosome; cytosolic large ribosomal subunit
Molecular function (GO): RNA binding; structural constituent of ribosome
Source: RefSeq, a predicted model, not a curated record
ACAGGAAGCUGUCAUCCUCUCGGCCUUGUAAUAAGGCAUUCUGGGUAAAACCGUCCUUCCUUUCCGGCUGCCGAGCCAUCAGUGAGCCAUCAUGGGUGCCUACAAGUACAUGCAGGAGCUAUGGAGGAAGAAGCAGUCGGAUGUCAUGAGGUUCCUCCUGCGUGUCCGCUGCUGGCAGUACCGCCAGCUGUCUUCUCUCCACCGGGCGCCGCGUCCCACCCGUCCCGACAAGGCUCGUAGACUGGGCUACAAGGCCAAGCAAGGGUAUGUUAUCUACCGUAUCAGAGUUCGCCGUGGUGGUCGCAAACGCCCAGUGCCCAAGGGUGCAACCUAUGGCAAGCCUGUGAACCAUGGUAUAAACCAGCUGAAGUUUGCUCGCAGCCUGCAAUCUGUUGCUGAGGAGCGUGCUGGCCGUCACUGUGGAGGACUUCGAGUUCUUAACUCUUACUGGGUUGGUGAGGACUCUACCUACAAGUUCUUUGAGGUCAUCCUCAUUGACACCUUCCACAAGGCAAUCAGACGCAAUCCAGAUACCCAAUGGAUCACAAAGGCUGUGCACAAGCACAGAGAAAUGCGCGGCCUGACAUCUGCUGGCAAGAAGAGCCGUGGCCUUGGAAAGGGCCACAAGUUCCAUCUCACAAUUGGUGGCUCCCGUCGUGCUGCCUGGAGAAGACGCAACACUCUGCAGCUCCACCGUUACCGUUAAUUGGAAUAGUACUUGUAAAUUUCACAAAAAUAAAGUUCUUUGGACAAAUG